CGAUACCAAAGCCCAACCAUUAUUUGCUGUGACAUGCGCACAUCAAAAUAGAGAGAGCGAAAGCGAAGUGAAAAUCUUUGGAAUCCGUUUUGAACUCGCCGUCAUAACUCAUUCCAGUGCUCACUGAUCGGUUUCAUCGAUCUCCACCGCUUCAUCCUGUUCAUCAAAUUCUCGGGUUUCAACCCAUAAAUUCAUUUUUUAAUUCAAGUAAAGUAAUGAUUUUUAUUUUGGUUUAUAUGCUCCAUCAUCCAUGAAUGAUUCUCCUAUGGCAUGAUCAUCGUGCGUUUUUGCGGAUUUCUCUUCUGGGUUUUUCAGGGUUUCGUCUUUUCUUUUGUGGGUCGGUGUUUUUUUUCUCGAAAUAAAAAUAUAAUUUUUUAAUUUGGGUUUUUGGGGUUUUUUUAACCAAUUUUAUUGGGGGUUUCAUUGAACUGAUGCUGGACUUCAGAGAAGGUUCCAAUGUGUAAGGGCUACUAUUUGGAUUCUGGAGUUUGGUCUAGGGUUUGAAAAUUGUUGGUGUGUGUGGGUGAACAUGGAAGAUAAUACCGAGCUUGAAGAAGGAGAGGCUUGCUAUUAUAAGGACGAUGAUGAAGACAACACUGACCUUGAUUCCCUCUCUUACAUUGACGAGAGGAUUCAACAUGUUUUGGGCCAUUUUCAAAAGGAUUUUGAAGGUGGUGUUUCUGCUGAAAAUUUGGGUUCCAAAUUUGGUGGCUAUGGUUCCUUUCUACCUACCUAUGAACGCUCUCAUCCAAAGACUCCACUAGGAAACCAAAGCUCGCCACAAUCUCCUAUUGUUCUCCACAAGGAGGCUGUGCCUGAUAACAGAAAAGCGCCCUCAAAUAUGGCUCCUGCUGCGAGGAUUGGAAAUGCUUCUCAUAGUUCAAAUUCGUUUCGUGAUGUAAGGGCAGCUUCGAUAGAUGUCUCAGUGAAGAAAGACAGUGGAAUUUCUUCCAAUGAUGUAGCUGGAAGGUGCACUUUGAAAGAUGACACUCCAAUUAAGAAGGGAAAUUCAACUGACCAUAGAACGCUGAAGUUUAGACUCAAAAUGAAUUCCAACUUCUUAGCGCAAACGACUGCAGAAAUUUAUAGUGGCCUUGGGCUUGAUGACUCCCCGUCUUCCUCAAUGGAGAACAGCCCUGUGGAAAGUGAAGGCACUCCUCCACCCCCACCUCCACCUGUAUCUAAAGCCAAAGCCGAAGAUUCUGCAAUUGAAAUUAUUCAGGCUAUGACUUCCUGUGCGAUCCCUGGUGGUAUCUUACUAUCACCUCUACCUGAAAGUUUGCUCUUCUCAGUGAAAAAUGAAAAAGUUCACGGAGACGUCAGAUAUAUGUCUUCUCGUGAACCUCGUUCCAUGUCUACUGAUGAGUCAGAUUCUUUUGUUGCGGACGGGCAUUUGAAGAAGAGGAUAGUGAGAAUAGUUAGACAAAAGGAAAAGAAGUUGGAAGCGAAGCAAAUAAAUGACACCCUUUCUGUGAGUGAUAUGGCAUUGCAUGUGAAGAAAAGGUUGGGAAAUAGGACACCAGAUUGCAAUGAACUUCUCUCUAUUGACAUGAAAUCAACACCUCUGUCAAGUUCAAUUUGUGAUGCUGGUGAAACUGCAGUAGCCACUGCUAAAGCCUCUAAUGUUGCCAAAAAGUUUAGUGAGAAUGGUGUUCAAGGCAGAAUUGUGUCUGUGGAACCAUUGAAGGAGGAGUCAUUGGAGUCUAUAUCUGGUCAGGAUUUUAAAAAGAUUGAAAAGCAAAGUGUGGGAAAUGGUUUUAGGAAAAAUGUUUUAGAAGAAAAACUGGAAAAUUCCCUAAAGGAUAGUUCUGCUGAUCCUAAGAAUGACAGCAAGUGUAAUACUUACAUGAUUUCCAAAAAUGUUGAACGCGAUGGAGGCAAACGUAAGAUUGACCAAAGGUAUGAGACCCCUCAGAGGGUGAAGGUUGUAUCUGAAAGGAGGAACAAGUCAAAGGGUGAUGAAAGUCCUGGGAAACCUGAGUCUGUUGGCAGAAAAGAUACCUUUGGUGGUGCUAAUAAUGCAAUGGUAAGUGAUAAAGGGAGUGCUGGAUUUGGCACGGUUAGUAGAAAUAAAAUGAGCAAAACAAAGGUACAGAAGGAUAGUAAGGUCAGAGACAGUACCAAAGUAUCAUUGAAAGAAAAAAACUCAGAUCAGAAAGUCGAUGAUUUUCCUGGUAAUAGUGCUGUUAAGACUUCUAAGUCUAACAAUAAUAAUGAAAAACAGACUGCAUUUGGCGCUAAACUAAAGGAAAGAUUAAGUGACAAUAAAGUGGUUAACCACUCGCUAGCUGGGCCGCGCAAAACAGAUGAUCUGGGUUCAUUUCCAAUGGCUGUAAAUAAUGCUGCUCUGGAGAUGAUUCCAACAGCAGUAGCAGCACCUCAACUUAUUGCAGAAGAUUGGGUAGCUUGUGACAGUUGCCAGAAAUGGCGGCUUCUACCUACUGGCUUAAAGCCAGAGCAACUUCCAGAGAAAUGGUUGUGUGUCAUGCUUAAUUGGCUGCCUGGGAUGAAUUCUUGUGACUUUAGUGAGGAUGAGACAACAAAGGCAUUGUAUGCUUCAUAUCAAAUGCCGAUUUCUGAGGGUCAAAAUAACUUGCAAACGCAUGCCUCUGAAACUGCAUUUGGAGUGAGCUCUGCUGAUGCUUCACAGUUUGGUCUGAAUCACAAAAAGUCCAAUUCUAGCGUGUUGCAUGACCAAGGAAAGAAGAAACCUUUUUUUAAGGAAAGGAUAGUGUCAAAGCUCAGUGCUCAAGCAUCAGGAAAAAAUAGAAACUUGAAUCAACAUCCUACAGAUUCAAAACCAAUGAAGAUGAAACAUCCCAGCAGGUCUAACAACACGAUAGAAGAGAAAUGUGCGUCUGAAGAGAGAGAAAAGCAAACAAGUGAAGGUACCAGAAAGUAUAUUAAGUUAAAACGCAAGGUGGAUGCUGAUCAAUCUAGUUCAGGAACUCCUAAGAAAUCAAAAACUGAACAUGUUCCCUAUGCUGAUAAACAACUGAAUCCUGGCAUGGGCCUUGGGAAGGUUGUUCUAAAUGCAAGAGGCAGUUUACCAACAAAAGCUAGCAGAAAGGAGGUGAGGAAGUAUGAUGAGUUUGGUUUACCCGAAGAUGAUGAGGAUAGCUUACUAGUCCCAGAAAAGAAGGAGGGAGAUCAGGCUGAAGUCACUUCUGGUGUUGGCUCCUUGAAUGUGAAGAGUAGCAGCAAAAAUGGCAGUUUAAGGAAGAAACAGAAAUUCAAUGACUGGCCAGAUGAUGAGACUGAGAAGCAUAACAGCUCAUCCUCUUUGCAUGGUAAUAAACAGUGUGGCGAGCAGGGAAGCACAAGUAAACUUUGGAAGGAAAAUCAGUAUAAAAUUUUGAAUAAAGAGGAAAAUUUCGUUGCUGCUGAUGAUGAUAAAUUGAGGAAAGGUAGGGUGAGGCGAGUUUCCUUACCAGGAAGUCGGGACCAAACGACUGUUGAGACAGAAGGAAGAUAUGUUGAUAAAGACUAUCAGCCAAUGAAGCGCAGAAAAAGUAUUGCAUCUCAUCAAGCUUUGGAUGUUAUUGCUCCAUUGGGCUCUGGACGACAACUAGCAUUUGCAGCAACUUCAAGCUCUUCAAAGGUUUCAGGCUCUCAUAAAGUUAGAACCAACUUUGAUGACGUGAAAGGUUCUCCUGUGGAAUCUGUUACUUCAUCACCUUUGAGGUCGUCUAACCUCGAUAAACAUGUUUUGACAGCAAGGCACAUUUCAGUGAAGGAUGAUGCUGUAAAAGUCAGCCUUUCUUCAAGAAAAGGCGCGAACAAUGGGAAGGGGAAGUUAUCAUUAAAAUUGAAGGGGGACAAGAUUUCAUAUAAUGCACAUCCUGCACCCAACAAAAUAACUUCAACAGAGUACCAAGUUAAGGAAGCUAAAGACAAAGUCAGGGUCCAAGCAAAAACUUCUGAAAUUAAGAGUAAUCGUUUGCUUGGGGUUCCCGUUGAAGAACAUGACAAUAGUGGCAUGCGUCACGAGGAGAAAGUGAACAGGAACAAACAGGACGAACUGUCUGGGAAGAAACCCAACAAGGUGACAUCAUUGCAAAGCAUGGAAAAGAACAGAAGGCCUGGUUCUCAGGUUGGUACAGAUAAGACGAAGGUUUUGACUUCAGAGAGUUGUUUUUCUAAAAAUGGGGAAAGGCAUGAUUCACAAGUCGACCCUAUUGGUACCGACACAAGUUAUGAUGCUAAGUACCGUUCUCUUAUGUCUAAAUGUGAGAUUGACAGUGUUAGUCACAAGAGUGCUUUAAGACACGGGCCAACUGAAACUGGAAAGCAAACUGAGCUGAAACAAAAUGACUUUGAGAAAUCUGUUAUGAAGAUGGAUACUCAACGUUCUACUGGUAGUAAGAGAAAGGGUACAUUCCAGCAAAACACGACUCAGGAUGCCGAGGAAGAAAACAAAGCUAAUCACGAAUGCACGGAAUCAAGAGAUAGGAAAUCCAAAGUUCUCUUAUCUGCUGAUGGUGAAAUAAAAAGGGAAACAUUUGCUGUACCACGGUAUCAAAAGGGAGAUAUCUCUAAUGAACAUCCAGCUUCUGCAGGCAACAGUGGUUUGACCAAGUUAGUGAGAAAUUCUGCUGAUUCUAGCGGCAAUGUCUUAGUUAAUUGUAGUUCUGGAAGUGUUGCACCUGGCCAACAACUCACCGUGUCAAGUCCUGUGAGAACAAGUGCUGAGCAAACUGCCGUUGGCACCCUGGAAGAUGCCGCAAGACUAAAAGAAAGUGCAGGUCACUAUAAGAAUUCUGGAUUUGAUUUUGAAAGCAAUGAGACCUACUUUCAUGCUGGUUUGAAGUUUCUGCACGGAGGAUCUCUCUUAGAAAGUUGUCACAAUGAGAUUAGCAAGUACGGGGAGAUGAGUCAAAUGCAAAUUUAUGCCACAGCAGCCAAACUUUUCAAGUCAUGUGCCCAUGAAUAUGAAAAUCGUCAAGAAAUGGCAGCAGCUGCUUUGGCAUAUAAAUGCAUGGAGGUGGCAUACAUGAGAGUGGUUUACUGUAAACAUUCUAGUACAAACCGAGAUCGGUGUGAGUUGCAAUCAACUCUUCAAGUGGUUUCUCAAGGUGAAUCUCCUUCAUCUUCAGCAUCUGAUGUUGAUAACUUAAACAAUCAAGUGGCAAUGGAUAAGGCUACUUUGCCCAAGGUUACUAAUGCUCAUGCUGCCGGUAACCACGUUAUAUCUGUUCGAACUCGUCCGAGUUUGGUCAGGCUUCUUGAUUUUACUCAGGAUAUAAAUUUUGCUAUGGAGGCUGCUACAAAAUGUCACAGCACUUUCUCCGCAGCCCAUGCGACAAUGGAAGAAACACGGAAUAGGGACUGUAUAACUUCAAUUAAGAGGGUUAUUGAUUUCAGUUUCCAGGAUGUAGAUGAGCUUGUACGCCUGGUUCGAAAUGCAACAAAAGCAAUAAGUGGUGCUGGUCUUGGUGGUGCUAGAGAUUAACUCGUCGUCAUCAUGUAUAUAUUGUAUUUUCCGGAACUCCGGUUCUCCACUAAAGAUAGCAGCAUUCUGAAAGGAAGAAGAUUGACACAUGGAAAUCUGCAAAGUUAGCAUAUGUUACUCUUGUGUACAUUUGUACAAAAAAUAUGAUUGCUCAGAAAAUUUUGUAAGGAGAUUUUAAUUAAGGGUUCUUCUUAGUAGGGGCAUAACACACACCCUUAUUAUAUUAUGAGUUAGAAAAGAGGGAAGGGAUAUUGCAUUAGAGUUCAGUGCUACAUUCUUUGCUCCACUUAAUUGGAGCCCUAGAGAAAAAAAAAGAAUAGGGUAUGGAGAUGUUAGGCAAUAGCCAUUUUUGAGGGCUUUGAAUACUGAUAUAGUUAUAGUUGCUCCAUUUUUUUAUGACAUAAGAUUCUCUUUGGUGUUACCUUAUCUCAAAUUUUGAAUCAAAUUUACAUGUCUUCUCUCUA
Molecule: messenger RNA, 5916 nt
Organism: Lathyrus oleraceus (garden pea)
Lineage: Eukaryota; Viridiplantae; Streptophyta; Magnoliopsida; Fabales; Fabaceae
Product: cysteine-tryptophan domain-containing zinc finger protein 3
Exons: 11
Coding region: 530-5452 (1640 amino acids)
Molecular function (GO): zinc ion binding
Source: RefSeq, a predicted model, not a curated record